UGGAGGAGGAGGAGGGGAUGGAGACGGGAACAAAAGCGCAGAAAAGAAGAAACAGACCAAAAACGACGAAGAGGAGAGUAGCCACGAACCAUCAAGCGACUCUAGUGAUGGGGUGACGAGUGCAACAACGACAAGCCACGCCGAGGCUGGUGCAUCAGAGAGCUUAUUUCCUUCAGGCAGCUCCUCCUCCAAGUUGAUGUCUGGAGAUGAUAAGUCAGCUGGAGAGGAGGUUAAGGCUGGUGGAGACGAUAGUAAAGCUGUGCCUCUUACUCCUUCCAUCACCAUUCCUAUUCUGCAGCUGUCCCAGGAGGAGGAGGGGUAUAUCCCAUCUGCUCAGGGAGAGCCUAUUACAGAUACUCCAUCCUCAAGUGUACCUGCUGGCUCUCCUCAGAAAGUCCUUCCUCUUCCUCCCAGCUCUCCCCACCCAUCAAAGCGGAAGAGCAGUGUACUGGAGGAUUCGUCGGCAGCAUCGGAGUCACCAAAGAUCCCCUUCAAACUCCGGCGUACUGAAGACACGAGUGAGACUAGCGAAUCUGGAGAUGAUCGGGUCAUUGUAGAUUACACGUCACUGGCAAAGAAGGGUGUAGAGAUUAGUCCUAAGCAACAAAAGUAUCCACUCAGAACCACAAAGCCCCCACAUCUCACUGGUGUAGCAAAAUGUCUCACUUUUAAGGAUAGUAGUUUUGUUGAAAAGCUGCAGGAGCCAGUGAGCCUACCCGGUAAUACAGAAGAGGAAAGCAGCGAACAAGAAAAGCGGCCAGAACUGCUGAGACGACUCCCUGUUGAUACUGAAGAAGAGGAAAGCAGCGAACAAGAAAAGCGGCCAGAACUGCUGAGACGACUCCCUGUUGAUACUGAGGAAGAGGAAAGCAGUGAGCAAGAAAAGCGGCCAGAACUACCGAGACGACUCCCUGUUGAUACUGAGGAAGAGGAAAGCAGCGACAAGGAAGAAGGUAAAAGUUUACUAGAGAGAAUCCCCACUCAUACAGAAAAAAGUAGUGACCGUGGGUUGAAGUUCGCAAGAAGGUCAAUACCCAUGCCUGAGAGAAGACACAGUUCACCAGAAGAAGAAGAGCCUCAGAUUUCUGAUAAGGAAGACAGUGACAUUGAGAUAAUUGAAGAUAAGGAGCGGCUGCAUCGUAGUAUUGAAAUUGUAUAUGAGAAGCCAAAGGAUCAUAGUUCGCUAGAUGAGGAAGUGGGUUCACAAGACUUCAGCUUGAUGUUGUCUUGCACACAGCGUGAAUCAGACUACACGGUCGAAGAGGCUGGUCAGAGAUUCUCCCAAGAACCCCUCUUCUCAGAAGAACCUCUAUUGGAAAAAGAGUCGCAAAGUCUUUUGACAAUGUCGGAAUCAGAGCAUCUUAAGUGCCAUGAUACAUUGUCAUCAAGUAGUGAUGAAGAAAGUAAAAAAAGUGUUGAAGAUGAUGGUGGGAGUAUGAGGGCCACUCAGCUAGAGAGAAUAUGUAGGCCAGCUAGUUUAACUCAGCCAGAUGUUAAACCAUUGAUCACAUUACCCAUUUCAAGUACUGAAAGUAAAGAAAAACAAUCAUAUGCUCAUAAGGACAUUACAUCUGCCUCCAAGACUGAUAAAGACGUAGAAAUGAAAGGAGCAGGCAGUGAUGAUGAUGCUGAAAGCUCGGGAAAAAUGACAGCGAGCACAAGUAAAGUACAAAGUAGCACGGUAGGUGUGUCACCCAGAGCAAGUUCUCGGUCAUCUCAAGUUGAGACAAGGCUACAGAUGCCUGACAUAUCCACUCCACCUUUGCAAUAUACCCAAGGGUCACAAGAGAGUGAAUCUGUGUUUGUGAAGGCUUCCAAAGCUGCCAAAGAAAGAAUUCAAAUAGAAGAAAAAAGAAUUGAAGCAAAGAAAAAAGAGAGAAAAGAAUCCGAGUUUGAUAUAUCAGGCGAGAGCUCACCCGGUCUCCUAGAUGCCAGUAAAGAAGAAACUCAGGAUAGCAGAGUAACAGAAAAAUCCAUAAUUGAUUGUGACGUUACGAAAGAAAGUUCCUCCAAUGUAUCCACACCCAUGUCUGAUUUGAUGCCUUCCCAUUCUUCCCAGUCAACUCCAGUCACUAGUCAGUCUCACUGGAGGCCUUCACAGAGCACUACUCUAUUUAGUUCAGGAAAAAAAGAAGGUAUUCUUAGCACCAGCAGUACACAAGGUUCACCAAAGAUCUUGGCAGAGGAGACAGACAGCGAGGAAGAAGGUCCCGUGCACAGAAAACGAAAAAAGCUCCGUCCCUCGGAAAAACUGACGAAGGCGAUAUCGUCUCUAAAGACUGAAGAGAGGAAGUCAUCAACCCCAAACACAAGUCAAGGGAUCAGUCUAAACAUAUCUAGUGAAGGUGUCAGCUACAUUGAUAAGGAAGCUCAAGGAGUGUUAUCUGGAAUAGAGAGUUCCAAGUCACACAACACAUCCCCAGAAGAGGGAAUUACCUCAAAGUUUCCAGAUUCAGUCAGAUCACUGGAAAGAGCAGCAAGCACUGCAGACACUGAACUUCUUCCAGAUCUUAAUAAAAUAUCCACCAUUGAAGACCUGAUCAAGUAUGGGUUCAGACAACAUAGGACUUUAGAGACCGUAGAGUACAUGCACCCGUUAACGAGAGAUCUCAUGCACGUAACGUUUGAUGGAGAUAAAGCGGGCAUUUCAAAAAUUAAUUUUCACUCGGUGACCGACACCGGGAGUGGCAGUGGUCGUAGUGGUAGGACUUCGGACGCUAGUAGCAUCUCGCGGUUAACUGGCUCCUCGGGAUAUUUGGGGGACAAGAGUUCUUCCUCUUCCAAUUCUUCACGCCGUAUGUCGGCAUGGUCGACAACCGAAUCUUCUAGGCUCUCUAUCGCGAGUGUCGUGACAUUGUCGUCUCCGCCUCGUGUCACAGAGAAUAAGGAAGAGGGUUCUCAAAAGGGUUUACCUGAUGAUGGAAUAUUUGUUAUUCCUGCAGCACGACCAAAAACUCAGGUGAGUGGAAAGGGAACAGAGACAUCUCCAAGGGCAUCUGAUUAUAGUUCUCCAUCAAAGCUGAAAAGAUUGCCGACAUCUGCUCUUUUAGAGCAGAUGGAAACUACAUUAGCUAGUAGUGAUGAAAUGCCAACAGUGACAGUCGAGAGGAGAGGUCAAGGACGGGCCCGCGGUCGUCCUCGAACUCGCGGUAGCAAAAGGGGUGGAGGUCAAGGCACUCCUUCAAAGAGUACCCCGAGAAGAGGCCGGGGACGAGGACGAGGUCGAGGCGUCAUCACCAAACCUAAAAAAUUAGAUGAAGAUAGUGAGUGUGAUGGGGAACCUCCAGAGACAAUAAACCCUGUUGCAGGGGCGUCAUUGGUGGCUAAGACUGAGGAGGCUCAAGAAAAAAAGACUGCGGAGGCUCAAGAAAAAAAGACUGCAGAUCCUGUUUUAGACCUAUUUGAUUCUCUCCAUCCUGAAGUGUGGAAAAUGCUGGAAAACUCACAGUUUCCACUCUCUGAGGAAGAGGAGGAAGCGUUUGUCGGUCAAGGGGGUGCAGAUGCAGAAAAGCAGUUAGAUCAAGUUUUAAAACGUGUGCGAGAAGCCGAGUUAGAGGCGGGCUUGUUAGUUUUUGCCAGAUUCACUGACAAUAACUUUUACUCUGCUGUGUUAACCGAACGUCACGGUGCUGAUCGUUGGCACGUACAAUUUACGUUGGACCAGUACUCCGCCUCUGUGAGGGAAGUAUAUCUCUUGCCCACAGAUUUAUUACCGCGGGGACAAACUUGCUAUGUGCGUCAACAAACUGAACAUUACUGUGAUUCUGGGGUUGUGAUAGGUCAUGUGCGAGUUGGGCCGACGGUGUUACACAUAGUGGAGACUGACAGAGGACUAAUCCAACGUAUACCACAUUCUCACCUACUGCUCACGGGCUCCCAGGCAAAUGAUAUUCUACAAGCACGAUUGGCCUUCCGAUCAUUAGUGGCUUCUCCCGGUAGAGAUAUAUCUCUAGAUAAUAUUGUGGCUGGUAGGCGACGACGCAUCCAGCCCGAACAAUUCUCAUCGCCGCGCUCUAACAAAGCCGAUGACAAUCUGGACUCCAGUGAAGCCACGGUUGGGGAAUCUGAAGACUUUGUUCCCGCCAAGGGCAGAUCUCCCAGUACUAAAAGAGGUGGUGUUUCCAAAGGUUCCAGAAAGCAAGAGUUGCCUAUUCUGCAAGAGGAGAGUGAAAAUGAAAGUGAAACUGCUUAUAAAGUCACACCGAGAGGACGCAGACGGCCCGGAACACCCAGAUCGUCGCGAACGCCUCGAGCGCCCCGUACCCCUCGAACCCCCCGUACUAGUCAAAGUGAGACGGUACCACCUGAUGAUACAUCUUUGGAGAAAGAGCUGCUCACCUCCAAGUUACAAGCAGAAACAGCUGUGCCCUUGCCAGUGGCAGCACUUCAGACAUCAGAGGUGCCUCUUACUCCGCCAAAGAAACGUGGUCGCCAGCCAGGUCAGAGCAGCAGUACCCAGACCCCAACGAAAUUGAGCAAAUUGGAAGAUGUUCCCCCAGACCCCAAAUUGGGCCCUCUCCCACCACAGGAUUCACGAUUAUUUGAAGGGUAUACCAUCCUUUUGACCAGCGGGAACAGCAGCAUUAAGAAGCGGCAGGGUGAAAAUUGUGAAGACCUUCCACCAUUCGAUAAAGAUCAUCUGACAAAUCAGAUAAUUAUUGGAGGUGGACGGGUGUUAGAAAAAUAUUCUGAAGCAGAAAUAAUACUUGCGGAACAAGGGAGAUUCUGCAAGGGCGGUCGAGCAACACCUUCCAAGGCCAAGAAAAAAAGUGCAACUGCAUCCACCACUCUCCUCCUCAUCUCCAACACACAUUGUCGAACUGCUAAAUUCAUACAGUGCCUGGCAGCUGGUAUCCCAAUUGUGUCCUUCCAGUGGGUCAUAACAUCCUGUUGUGAGAAAAAAAUCCGGUCUUGGAGAAAUUUUAUGCUGCCAUCUGGUGAGAAUGAUUCGGGAGAACAGUUGGAGCAAGAGCUUGGUGAUGCAGAUGGUCCCAUGGGUCCUCAGCAGCUACUGACGGGAGAGAGGAUCUUCCUAGGGACCUCCACCAACGCCGAGUUCAGCCCACUCUGGCAACCACUUUUGGACACCAUCGGAGCCAAAGUUAGAGUGAAACCAGCUCGGUCAGGCAAUUUGAAUCGGGUUCUAGACAAGUCCAUAACAGUGGUUAUCGGCGAUCCGACCAUCCCAGAGGAGGAGGUGCAGCGAGCAGAGCAGCUGGGCGUCCCUCUGUUGGCGACAGAGUGGGUCAUACAGUCCCUCACUGCCGGCCGCCGUCUCUCAUACACGGCCCACUCAAAAUUCCGACUUAAUGUGCGAGGUCCAGCAACAGGUAGCAAAGAAGAAGGAAAUUAAAUGAACCGUUGAGCCUUUUUUCCUUUCCAAGUUGAGUGGGACAGAAUUAGACAAAAUUGAGACUUCACAAACAGGUGGAGAUUUGGUGUUACACUCUUAGCUACACGUAAAUUCCCUGUGUAUUGUAUAUAAUGUGUAAUGAAUUAGUUUGUGUAUCGUCACAAUGGAUCAUAACGUGAAGACUUAUAAAAGACGAGAGAGAGAGAAAACAAACAAAUUUACACGUAAACUCCAUCUCUAAGGAAAGUCCCUAUUUGACACUUUGAUUCCAUAUUUUUCUAUACGUAAGUAGUUUUCAGUGAUAUGGUAAACUUGGAUAUUACUUUGAGAUAUUUGUCUACCUGAGAGAAUGCUGCUGAGGUAAUGAGGGAAGUGUGUGUGUGAGUGAGUGAGUGAGUGUUUUUUACAACUGGUGACUCGAAUUCUUGCCGUUUCAUUCUGAUGCCGACGAUGAUGAGUUGUCAGAGUAGUGGUGACGUGUUUCUCUUCGCUAGGUUUUCGACUUUUCCCCUUUUAACCUGGUGAUCAAACUCAAAGACGUAGCCUGUGUGUUAAUAUACGGCUGAAAUCUGAUUAUUUUACCCAAUACCAAAUUUUUUUAUGGUGUUUUUAACAAUUUUCCAAGUUGUCUUUUUAAAGUUUCAUGCCUUUGUGGUAUGUGAAGUCAACAGGAGUCUUGUUUAUAACCUACGUUGUUUUUUUUUCUUCUAAAUAUAUACCGUUAGCUUUGUAUAUUAUAAAAACUAAUUUAGAUUCUGUUCGGUUAUAUUUCAACACACAUGUACAUGAUGAUGAGGGAAGGGGCAUUAGUAGUGUAAUUGAUGGUCGUUUUUGUUUUGUUUUAGAAUGGAUGGUGAGGGGAUGGGGGGGGGGAAGUUUACAGAGAGGGGAAAGUUAAAGAAGUUAUGAUGGAGGAGGAGGAAGAAUAUCGUGGGUUAACGCAGCUUAAAUGUAUGUUACGUGCUGUCUGUGUGUGACCAAGGUAACAAAUCAUAUUUUUAGCUAUACUGUACAGUCAGGAUCUGUACACAGAGAGCACAAGUGUAUUAUCCUCCUCAUACUCACAAUUUAUUUACUCAUGCACAAGGAAUAGUUAAUGUGAUAAUACCCAUGAAGUAAAGCUACCUGUAUUUAUUUUUUAAUGGAUAUCGUCACCUGUUAAUAGUUCCGCGAGAGGUUAAUAGCCCCAUGAUAUAUUUUAUGUUUUAUGGAGUAAUUUAAUCCAGUUUGAUUACAAUGAUUUAGAAGUUCCUUAUAAUAAUUUUGAAAUACCAUUGAAUUAUUCUCUUUCCCUUUAUUAAAGUAAAGGGAUAUGUUGCAUCUGUGUGAUAGUGUUUAUGUUUGUUUUAAAGCUUUAUUACAAUACAGUAUUCUGAGUAGGUAUUAAAGGCUGUUGAAGCAUUUACUAGAAUACACUUUAAUUAUGUGCUUUAGUGUUUUGUUUUGUUUUAGCAAUGGAGAUAAACUAAGUGGGUGUUUUUUGGAGUGUUGUUGUGGAGGAGUAACACCGCACAGGAGAACACAUGUAUCGCAGCAUCAGUGUCUUUAUUUCCUUUUACAACUGGUCACCGUACAUCAUAGCAGAGUAAGGUUUAGGAGAAUGAGGGAAGUAUUGGGUAAGGAAUUUGAUGUUUAGUUUUGUUAAUUUUUUCUACGUUGGGUAAAUUAGUUUUUAAAUCUUACAUAAUAAUAAUUUAAUAAAAUUUCUUGUGGUUGGGUUUGGUAGUUUCUCUAAUCUGGAUUCUAUCAUAAGAAUUGGGAUAUGUAGGAUUAGCCCACUAUUUACUUGACUUAUUGUUCACUUCUUUCAGCUUUCUCAUUUGUAAGUAACCGGUGCAGUGGUUAAGUUAGUGGUUAAGGUUCAGGCUGAAGCAUCUACUUAAUCAAUAUAUUUAAAAGCAAUACCAAGUUUACAGUUCUUUGACAAGUAAGGUAAUCACAUCGUUAAUUUCCCGUCUAGUAAAUGAAGGACAAUUUCAUGGCGUCAUAGAAUUUUGAUGAAUUUGUAUGUGUGUGUGUGUGCGUCCUAUACCCUCCCACACCCUCACUCAUUCUAAUGCUGUAUUCCAUUACCACCAUCUUUAAGGAUUAAUGUUAAACUGUAAUGACUUAUGUAAAUGACUUCUACUCUCCCUUCCUCCCCAAGUCACCCAAAUCCAAGACUCUAAGUACAAAUCUGUUUUAGGUUUUGGUAUAUAGCGGGUCUGAAUUGAGUCUUGUUGACAUUAUUAUUGUCAUGCCAUGUCACUAGGGGGCUCACAGAUUUCGGAGUGGUAGCGGAGCGUGUCAGUAAUAAUGAAUAAUGGCAGAUAUGUGUGUGUUUUAGUUUGUUAUUAUGAGAAGGAAAUGAUGUACGGUACUAGAAUCCAUCUUCUUUUGGCAGUUAGUAGAAAUGAAGUGUAAGUGUGUAUACUGUAUGUGUGUGUAUGCAUGUGUAAGUGUGUGUACUGUAUGUGUGUGUGUGUUUGUGCUUGUUGUUGAUGCCUGCCACCCAGCAUCAGAGUGGGAAAGAACUUGCAUCAGUGGGAAAACUAAACAAUUAAGAAGUAUUUACCUAUCGAAAACAUGAACAAUUUACACCAACUCUCUAAGGUGGAUUUCUUGCCGUUGGUUGAACAUAUCAUUCUCACACAGCUUAUUCCGGAGUGUUGGUUGACGUACAUAAACCUCUCAUUAAAGUGCUUUGAGACCCUCCCUAAGACCAAUGCUUGAAAUAUUUGCCAAAGAAUUAUUUACUUUAUAAUUAAAAUGAAAGUUGAUUUUAUAGAUAAUGGUGGAUCUCAAAUUAUAAUAUACAAGGCAUUAUAAAGAGGUGUUAUACUUGUGAUGAGUGGUCAUCAGUGCCAUCUUCAGGUUAUAUAGGGUACUGGACACUCCUCUAGGUUCCCCCUUCUGCUGCACCUAAAUACGUAAAAGAUACAGUUGGUUACUCACUUUGAUAUAAUUGUCUUAACAGAAACACAUUGUCAGCAUCAAUAGUAAUGAAUGGUGAAGCCAGAGAAGACUUGUGUGUUUUCUGACCAUUUUUUUCAAUUAAUGUUAAAAUCGAUUUAAUCUCAUUAGCAAACAUUCAUUUUUAAGAUAAACAGUGAGAAUAAUUGGUAAAACUGGAAAAUACACCUUCUUUAUUUCCUAGCUGUGACAUUUUUUUUUUAUAAUGUUAUAAUGUGUUAAGUAAGUCACUCAUUUUUUGUCAGUCAGACUGUUCAAUCGCCCAUAAGAUUUAGUUAUUGAUGGAUUGGUGUAGUUAUUAACCUUGUUAUGGCCGACAC
Molecule: messenger RNA, 8625 nt
Organism: Homarus americanus (American lobster)
Lineage: Eukaryota; Metazoa; Arthropoda; Malacostraca; Decapoda; Nephropidae
Exons: 9
Coding region: 197-5353 (1718 amino acids)
Biological process (GO): positive regulation of transcription by RNA polymerase II; DNA damage checkpoint signaling
Cellular component (GO): nucleus
Molecular function (GO): histone binding
Source: RefSeq, a predicted model, not a curated record